AUGAAAACUUUCACUUCGGAAGGAGGAAUGGCAAGUAGAGUUCCCACUGCAGCAGUUUCCGAAUCAGGGAUGUUAAAUUACUUUUGUCUCAGAAUUAGACCCAUUUGUUACCCUUUUUGGAAUAGUUGGGGCAGAAAUGUAAUAAAUAAUAGGCUGCUCGAUCUGCUGUUCCGGCAAGCAGCCCUUUCGCUCGUUCCCUUGGGGCUUUUUGGGGGCCAACCUGUUCCAUAUGAGCAGCAGGAGCAUAAGCCCCCCGUGUUCGCAAACUCUCAUGUAAGGGACCUACUUUCCUUCACACUAUACCUUCCGGAGUGCUUAUGGAAUAUCCUGUUGAGUGGGUUUGAUGCUAAUAAAACAGGAAGGAGCCCAGCAGCUCCCCUUUUUCGGGAUAAAGUAACGAAAUAUGGUAGGAAUAGAUCUAUAUAUGUAUAA
Molecule: messenger RNA, 432 nt
Organism: Vicia faba (fava bean)
Lineage: Eukaryota; Viridiplantae; Streptophyta; Magnoliopsida; Fabales; Fabaceae
Source: the annotation of a GenBank genome assembly